Messenger RNA from Diatraea saccharalis (sugarcane borer), 591 nucleotides. The record is from the annotation of a GenBank genome assembly. Lineage: Eukaryota; Metazoa; Arthropoda; Insecta; Lepidoptera; Crambidae.
AUGGACAUUACACCGACGUCGAGCUCGCGGUCAGGAACUCCAGUUUUACCGAGGUCUAGAGGCCGAAAACAAAUACGAAGAGAUAGAUCUGCAGUGUACAGAAAUAAUUUGAAAUUGCAGGAAGAAAUAGAAAAGUUGAAAAGAAUGUGUAGUAAAAAUAAAAAGAGAUACCAAAGAGCUAAAACGUCAAUCAAACACACAGAACAAAUGCUCUCUACAAAACCAGGGUUAUCGCUCACCAAAACACUGAAGGAGUUAAGCAAGGUCCGUUUGUAUUUAGUGACGGACAGUGACAUACAAAACAUUGAAAAAGCUCUACCUAAAAACCUUGUACCACUUCAAGGUGUUGCUAAAAGUGAAGUUGAUGAAGAAGGAGACGUCAAAAUUAUGUUUUACAAGACAGUAGAUAAAACUGGUAAAAGGUUCAAAGCAGUAGAUACUAAUAUUUCUUACGAACCUUACGAUAACAUCUUAGAAAUUAUUCCUAAUCCUAAAAUUGUCAUAAAAGAAUUAAUAACUAAACUCCGGUCACCGCUGGGACAUCAUUGUGAUGCAGUGGCUGCGCUCAUGCCCAUAUACAACGCUGUAUAA